Molecule: messenger RNA, 2972 nt
Organism: Drosophila nasuta
Lineage: Eukaryota; Metazoa; Arthropoda; Insecta; Diptera; Drosophilidae
Product: homeobox protein prospero
Exons: 7
Coding region: 1-2304 (767 amino acids)
Source: RefSeq, a predicted model, not a curated record
AUGGAACAAAUGCUCAUCCUGUGCAUUAAACAAAUCUGGGGCUACAUUUCAUACUUACAAUCCUUGUGGCUAACGAGCUGGUUUGGCUACAACAACAACAAGGGCUACAGCAACAGCAACAGGAAUAGCAACAGGAGCCGCCACAUUGCGAACGCUGUCGAUGCUGGCGUUUACACGCUACAACAGCCGCAUAAAUUUCCGCUUCAAUUGGACGUGUACAGCGGUAAUUGCAGCUUUGAUUACCAGCAACACGAGCCACCAUCCGGCUAUUACCAAAACCAGCAGCAACAGCAACAAGGAGAACACAAACUACACAGCGCAACAGCAUCAACAGCUCAAGCUCAAUCAACACUUUCCGUCGAACAGCUGAAGCUGAAGCUGACAAAGACGACAAGCGGAGGGGAAGAAGAGCACCGAUUUUUGAGAAAUUCAACGCAGAUUUACGAAACGAAAUUCAUUGAAAGUUCAGCGGGGCAAAAAAUGGAUGACAUGGUUUAUCAGUGCAGCAAUCAGAACUCAAUUUACGUGCUUAAUGCCGGUUACAAUCCAUCGUAUGGGGACUUUGGCACACAUGCGAUGCACACGCAGAUGACAGCAACUGGGCGUGAAAUGAAUGGCAGCAGGACAACAAGGACAAGGAAUUCAAUUGGCGCAAGUUGCUCGAGUGCCGCCUGCAGUUUGCAGCAUAAAUUCAAAAGUUUUGGCACAGCAGCAGCAACGGCAGCAGCAGCAGCCGCCAGCAAUGGCAACUCGUCAGCAAUGCCAUCAAGUGCAGCAACAGCAACGGCAACGGCAACGGCAACUGCAAUAGCAACAACAGCAGCAACAAUGGCAACCACAAUAAUCGCAGCAACAGCAACACCAACAGCAUCAACAGCAGCAACUCCAACAGCAACAACCACAACAACAAUAACAGCAAACUACGUAAAUCCGGUCGCUACAUCAAUGUCAACCGCAGCAAUGUGUUCACCGGCAACGGCGGCGCUGCAGAAAUUGUUCAAUUGCAAUGUCGUCGUCGGCGGCGGAGGCGGUGGCAACGUCUGCCAAAAUGUCAGCCACAGAAAUCAUCAUCAGCAGCAACAACAGCAGCAACAGCAGCAGCAUCAGGGCAACCACAACGGCAACGGCAGCAACAACAAUUGCCCAGCUGGGAGCCAUAACAAUAGCUGCCUGUCAGCGACAUCGUCGUCGCACCGAAGCAUCUGUGAUCCGCACGAGGGCUCAGCGGGAGUUGGAGUUGGAGUUGGAGUUGGAGCAGGUGCACUGCCAAGUAUGGCCAACAAGAAGAAAUGCACCAAUGUCAAAUCAACGCUUAUUGCCAAGAAGACAAAGUUUUUGAAAUUUCUCGAAGAAGAGAAAUGGCGCAGCAGCAACAACAUCGCCCAACUGGCUGCACAAGAUGCGGAAGCCUGUGGUGCUCCACUUGCCUUUUUGCCCAGCAGCAAUGAGGCGGAGCCCUACGCAGCGUCCAGAACAACAUCGGCCAUGGCGGCCACAUCAUCAUUGGCGGCUCACUCAGGCAUCAAGCAAAAUAACAACAACAGUACUGGGGAGGAGCUAGCUGGAGCGGAGCAACAGCAAAAUAAAUUGAACAAUUGGAGCAUGCAUAAUGACAGCAACAACAAGCUGACCAACUACAAACAGCAGCAGCAGCUGGAAAUGAAUAAACAAACUGCAAAAUCCAGCUAUGAGUUAUAUCAAGAAGCCGCGGACAUUUUGGGACUUAGCUGCAGUCUCUGUGAUAACUGCCGUUGCUUGGAUUGUCAGAGUGGCUACUUUGAUUGUGCCGACGAUGAUGAUGAAAGCUAUUCGGAGCAAUCACUGAUGGACGAGUAUGAUGAAUACGACUACCAUGGCUACGGCUAUGAACAGGAACAGGAACACGAACAGCAGGCGUUGUCAUUGUUGACAAGUGCUCAUCAUGCUGGCCCUAAUCAACCAGCCAUGACACAACCAGACCAGCAUCAACUCCACCAUCAGCAACAGCCACAGCAGCAGCAGCUGCAGGCGGCAGAGCUGAACCUUUGUUAUGCAGUUGAUUGCCAACAGAAUUGCAUCAGAAGUGACGAUGGCCAAACCAACGAAGGCACUUUUCAAACGGACUCCGACUACGACUACGAGAAAGAGAGGGAGACGGAGGUGGAGGUGGAGGCGGAGAGCGGGCCGAACACUGCAACCAAGUCUGAGCAUCGUCUGGCCAUUGAUUUUGAUUUAAUUAAUGCAACCAGCAGUCAAGUCCUGCAAAAUUGCGCAACAUUCAACGAUUUAAGUUUGCUCGAGCGACAAGUGGAACCAUUUACGUAAAUCAAAAGUUGAUGAUAAUGAUGACGACGAUGAUAAUGAUGAGGAAAAUCAACUGAAUAAUGCAAAGGUAAACAACACGUCAACAAAACGCAGCAGCUAAUUAAAUUUAAAUUGAAUAAAGCAUGUUAAUUGUAUGUGACACCCACACACAAACAGUGCGUGCAAACAGUAAACGCAUACACUAUUUAUUCUAUAGACAACUUUUCAUUUCGAUUUCAAUUAAAUUGCAACACGGCCAAAGGCAACUGUCAGUGAAUGAAGCAGCUUUAUAAACAUAUAGAUAAAUGUACGCGGAAAUGAAAACAACAUACAACCAAAAAUUUCAUAUGCUUUGGUAUACCGAAGAUUUUAAUUCGCUUCCUUACCGAGUUCUUAUUUCUUCUCCCAUCUGAAAAUAAUACUAAAUUUGAAGAAUAAUCAUUCAAUAUUCAAAACAUUCUGCUACAUCAAAUAUAAUUAUAAUAAACUGAAAGAACUUUAAAUAAUACAAAGUUUUCAUUCCUCUUGUAACAUCCACAAAAAGGACAACUUGAAACAUUACUCAAAAAAAUCCUAUAUUAAUUAAAAAGAAAUCGCAAUUCAAUCAAACAAAUAUGAAGCGUGUUCGUAGUAAAAAGUAUACGUUCCCUAUUGAAAUUAAAAUUUAUUUUUAACUAUUUUUCACAAAA